AUGGAGAGAGCAGAUCAUUCUCUAAUGAUGGACAACAACAUGAUGAACGCUGAGUGCAGGGCUUGGAUUUAAUACUCUGAAUGAAGAUAAUACACUUUCCUUCUGGAGUGGAUGGAAAGGUGUAAUAUUAAGCUUGCAAAGGUUAAUGGUCAGAGGAAGUAUGGGGCCUUCCUGCAGACUGGGUUGGAGAAGCUCCUCAACUUGGGACAGAAAUAUUUAUCAACUAUCACACUGAAGAAAUCUAUGAAAAUAAAUGUAUUCCACUUUCUCAGACUGUUGGACUAUUGUAUGAAUUUUGUCUUAUGACGGAGAGAUUACACAAGUGA
Molecule: messenger RNA, 326 nt
Organism: Staurois parvus
Lineage: Eukaryota; Metazoa; Chordata; Amphibia; Anura; Ranidae
Source: the annotation of a GenBank genome assembly